Messenger RNA from Erythranthe guttata (spotted monkey flower), 728 nucleotides. RefSeq lists its product as uncharacterized. Lineage: Eukaryota; Viridiplantae; Streptophyta; Magnoliopsida; Lamiales; Phrymaceae. The record is from RefSeq and is a predicted model, not a curated record. Gene Ontology annotation, molecular function: DNA-binding transcription factor activity; DNA binding. Gene Ontology annotation, biological process: regulation of DNA-templated transcription.
AUGGUUGUAGAAAAGCUUCAUAACCCUAGCGGAGGGGCAGCGGCGGCGGCGGCGGCGCAGCCGCCUUUCCCCGCGAAGAAGGGGCCGCAUUUCCGCGGCGUCAGGAAGCGGCCCUGGGGCAGGUACGCGGCGGAGAUACGCGAUCCGUGGAAGAAGACCAGGAAGUGGCUCGGCACUUUCGACACGGCGGAGGAGGCGGCGCUGGCCUACGACGAGGCGGCGAUGAGUCUCCGCGGCGCCAGAGCGAAGACGAAUUUCACGUACGGCGGCGGCGGCGGCGUUUCGGCGGCCGCGCCGCCGAUGAGCGUGAACCUCGGCUAUUGGCGGACGCCGGAGUUCUCCCGUCCUAUCGCCGAGCCCAAGGAGUCGGCGUCGCCGACGCCGUCGCCGUCGGAGUACAAAGGGUAUAAGAUGGAAGAAGUAGGGGCGGUGGUGAUGAGUGAGCAGGGGAAGCAGAUUAGGAGUGAGAAGAAUCGGCCGUUUCUAUUCGAUCUGAAUCUUCCGGCGCCUCUGUUUUGAUCGCCGGCGGCGGCGGCGACGGCGGGAGGUGAAAAUUAAUUAAAUUGGAGUAGUAAAAAGGAAUAUUGACCGGGUCUUUUUUUUUUUUUUUUUUUUUUUGUUUUUUUUAAAUUUUUGUCUUGUAUCAAUGUAUUUUGCUGCUGCAUUUACUGUUUAUGUACAGACGAUGAUUACGAACAUUUGACAAAACUUUUUGGACGACUUACUUA